CGCUGGGAGGAAGAGGGUGGGUGGGUUGAGAGCAACUACGGCGGCGAGGCCGACCUUUCCCUACAACACCCUCCACCACACACGCCCGACGACCUUGUGGGUGGGUUAGAAGCUUCCCCGGAGCUCCUCGGACCGGCGCCAUGGCGACUGCUGCGGAGAUGGAGUCCCCUCCGGCGACGGACACGAGCUGGGAAAGCGGCGGCGGCGGCGGAGACGAAGAGAUGAAGCAGGCGCUUCCGGAGCUGGAGUCUACCCCACAAAAUGGCGGCGCUGACGACCUCCUCAUCGCCGAGCACGGCGGCGGAGGCGGCGGCCCGGGGCCUGAGGAGACGGCGGGGACCGAAGCCGCCCAGAGCCUCGGCCACGAGCGGCCUCAAGACUCCUCAGAGACGGGCGCGGCCGCUCUACCCAAAGGCCCCGGAGAGCCCGAAAGGCCAAGUACGAGGAGUUUUCAGAUCCCCAGGAAGAGCAGAGAAAAGAAAGCACUUUUCCAGCCAUUAACUCCAGGCUCUCGAGAAUUUGAGGAUGUUUUAAAUAUUCUCCACUCAUCUUACCUUGAACCAACUUCAGUGGCAAAUUUUAGCUACAAACGUGCUUGCUUAAUACAUAAUGAGCUCUUGGAAAAGGAGUUUACAGAAAAGCGAAGAGAAUUGAAGUCUGAUGGUCGUUUAGAUAAGGAACUUUCCGAAUCCUAUGCGUUUCUCAUGGUUGAUCGAUACCAGGUUCAAGGCAUUUGUGAAAAAGGAUUGGAGGUCGGCCAGUCCAAAAUAACAAUUCUUGGCAGUCCUUCCAUGGGUAUCUAUCUUUGUAGGUAUGCUGAUUUAUUGCAAGCUAAUCCUUUGGAAGCUGGGGCAGUGGGUGAUGUUGUUAUUUUUAAAAUAAUGAAGGGCAAAAUCAAGAGUAUAUAUGAUCCCAUGGCUGUUAAAAGUUUGGAAUCCGUGUUGAAUAAAAGUGCUUUGGAUCCAACACCAAAGCAUGAAUGUCAUGUGUCUAAGAAUGCUUGUAGAAUUACAUCACUUUUGGCAUACAGAGCCUAUGAGCUUACUCAGUAUUAUUUUUAUGAGUAUGGCUUUGAUGAGCUAAGGCGAAGACCAAGACAUGUGUGUCCAUAUGCGGUGGUGUCCUUUACUUAUAAGGAUGAAAUACCGCCUCCCAAGUUUGCGACGUCGCGAUGUAACAGCUUUAAUGCGGAUAGAAAUGUAGAUAAAUUUAACUACACUCUGUGGAAAGGACAACUUUUAAAUAAAGGAAAACUUCUGUGUUACAUUUCUUUGAGAUCACCUACUCGAGCUUUUUUGCCUAUCAAGCUUCCUGAGAAGUUAGAUGUUGAAACAGUUAUGAGUAUUGAUCAUCUGAAACAGAAAAUCCCUCCAGCACUGUUUUAUAAGGAAACAUACUUAGGCCCGAGUGAAGUUUUGAAGAAUGGGAUGUACUGCAGCCUUUAUGAAGUUGUAGAGAAGACAAGGAUUGGAAGUAACAUGGAGUGUUUACUACAAAAACUGGAGAAAGAAAAACUGGUUCUUGUUAAACCUUUGGAAGACCGUGGAUUUCUUUUCCUACUUUCUUCACAUCAGAUGGUUUCUCCAUAUGAACAUCAAACUGUCAAGUCUCGAUUUCUGCAUGCUUUGUUUCUAUUUCAAGAACCUAGAGGCAUACUUACCUCACAAAAAAUUUCAACCAGUGCUCCAACACAAGAGAAGCAUGAGAACAUGCCAGCUGUAUUAAAAAUAACUCAAUUUUUACAGUUUUCUUUGAUUCAGUGUCGAAAGGAAUUCAAAAGUAUAAAUACUAUAAAUUUUCAUUCUGUUGUUGAAAAGUAUGUAAGUGAAUUUUUUAAGCGAGGUUUUGGUUCAGGUAAACGAGAGUUUAUCAUGUUUUCAUAUGAUUCAAAAUUAGAUAGUAAAAAAUUCUUAUACUCAGCUCCAAGAAAUAAAUCCCAUAUUGAUACUUGCUUGCAUACUUAUAUUUAUCAACCUGAAAUGUAUCAGUUACCCAUUUGUAAAUUAAAAGACCUAUUUGAAGAAAAUAGAAAACUUCAACAGUUUAGUCCACUAUCAGAUUAUGAAUGUGAAGAGAUGAACGGUACAAGAAUGAAAUUUAGGAAACGAAAUAACUCAAGAGGUGAAACUGUUGCACCUGGGAAGCAAAAGUCAUCUCAUUCUUUGGAUUAUGAUAAAGAUAAAGUUAAAGAACUAAUUGAUUUAAUUCAGUGCACGAAAAAAAAUGUGGGUGGUGACUCGGACAUAGAAGAUAACAGAAGCAAAACUGUCUUGAAGAGGAAGCAUGAAGAUAUUCCUGAACACAAGAGAAAACUUGCCAAAACCAGUAAUUUAUCUGAGAAUUACCAUCUGUAUGAAGAGUCUUCACAGCCUGUUGGUUCCCUUGGGCAUGACGCUGACUUGAGACAGCAGCAGCAAGACACCCGGAACUGUGGCACUGACGUCCACAGGCUGUUCACUUGGCUGUCAGAAACGCUAGCAAACGCACGGCACUCUGAUGCCUCCUUGACGGACACAGUUAACAAGGCCUUAGGACUGAGCUCUGAUGACUCUUAUGAAGAGCCGAGACAGAAGCCGGAGUAUGAGGUGAACACUACCCCAGAUAAGAAAGAGUACGAGCAGCUUCCAUGCCCCAAAAUGGAAAACACACAUUUUAAGGGCACUCGGAGCCCUCUGCUGGAAGUUGAUACAGCAUCUUUAAAGUAUCCCCGUGCCACUGUUUGUUCCAGUGAAGACACGGAGCAUAAGCUGCGUGUGAAAGACGAUCCUAAUUUUAUUAACGUGAAUAAUUUUGAAGAUUGCAGUUUGUGUCCCACUGUUUCUUUUGAACAUGGAUUCUGUAAACACCGGUCAAAGUCAAGUGAUGUUGAAGAGACUGAAAUACAUUGGAAACUGAUCCCAAUUACAGGAGGGGACGCACGAAGCCCUGAAGACCAGCUAGGGAAGCACUGUGAGAAACCAGCAUCAGGUGUGAAAUCACCAGAAGAACCACCGCAGGAGACCUUUCCUGAUGACCCUCGGGUAAUAAGUAGACAGAGAAGUUCUGAUGACCAGUUUUCAUCCUCUCCAUUUACAGACACGCAUAAGGGUACCACUGAGGAUGACUCCCUGACAGGUCAGGUGCCGCCAGUGGAGGAGCAGUGUGUGCCAGCAGCAGAGCCACCUACUGUGAGCGAACCCACAGAAAGAACAGUGUUAGGAGAGUACAGUGUCUUUUCUAGGAAGAUAGAAGAGAUUUUGAAGCAAAAGAAUGUUUCGUAUGUGAGUAAAGUUUCCACACCAAUGUUUUCAACGCAAGAGAAGAUGAAACGGCUUUCUGAGUUCAUAUAUUCUAAGACUUCCAAAGCUGGUGUACAGGAGUUUGUAGAUGGCUUGCAUGAGAAACUAAAUACUGUUAUUAUUAAAGCAUCAGCCAAAGGAGGGAGUUUGCCACCAGUCAGUCCUAAUGAUUCUGGUGCUAAGGUCGCCUUGAAUCCUCCGGGAAGGCCUGGCAUGCCAGGAUCCUCAAGUGACUUCCACAGCACACAGCUUCUCGACCCACUUCCUAGUGAUGCCUCGAAAGACACCAGCUCUAAUGAGCAGCAUUCCUCUUUGACUUUGAGUCAGCCUGAAGUAGAAGUGAACCAGCCACAGCAUGCCACAGAAUCAGCGGUGACUUCUGACCAUAAUGUACUUGGUGAUCCUCCUGCCCAGGAACCAGUAGAAAAAGAAACCGCAAAAUCUCCUGGUGAUGUUAACAUUUCUGCCCAACCAUCUCUUUCAAAUUUUAUAAGCCAGUUAGAACCUGAAGUAUUUAAUAGUUUGGUUAAGAUCAUGAAAGAUGUCCAGAAAAAUACUGUGAAAUUUUAUAUUCAUCAAGAAGAAAACAGUGUGCUCUGUAAAGAAAUAAAGGAAUAUCUUACCAAAUUAGGCAAUACUGAAUGUCAUCCGGAACAGUUUUUGGAAAGAAGAUCACAGUUAGAUAAACUGUUGAUUAUUAUUCAAAAUGAAGACAUCGCAGACUUCAUUCAUAAGGUCCCUGGCCUGGUGACCUUAAAGAAGCUGCCUUGUGUUAGUUUUGCUGGUGUUGACAGCCUAGACGAUGUAAAGAAUCACACGUACAAUGAACUGUUUGUAUCUGGAGGUUUUAUUGUGUCUGAUGAUUCAAUUCUAAAUCCAGAAGCUGUCACAAUUGAGAGCCUUAAGAAUUUCUUGACAUUCCUUGAAGAACUUAGUACUCCAGAAGGAAAAUGGCAAUGGAAAAUCCACUGUAAAUUUCAGAAAAAACUGAAGGAACUGGGCAGAUUGAAUACUAAAGCUCUGAGUCUGCUGACGCUUCUGAAUGUCUAUCAGAAGAGACAUCUGGUUGAAAUUUUGUCAUACCAUAAUUGUGAUUCACAAACUCGAAAUGCUCCAGAACUGGACUGCCUUAUCAGACUUCAGGCUCAAAACAUCCAGCAGCGACACGUCAUCUUUUUAACAGAUAAGCACAUCAAGAUGCCUUCAAGUUACACAGAUAAUGGAAUAGUGGUUGCAUCUACUGAAGAGUUUAUGCAAAACUUUAAAAAUCUUGUGGGCUAUCAUAACUCAGUCACAGAAGAAAACUUUCCACUGCUUGGUGCUAAUGAAAACCUAGAGUCACAGUCAGAUGCUGUUUUGACAUUAACCCCUUUGGAGCUUGGAGUUGGGAUUUCCCAACAUUAAACGUGAACACAUUUCGCAGAAGCUUUUAGCAUCGGAUUAUCUGGACAUUCACACCUAGUGUGAGUGUUGUGAAUAAAUGAACUUGUGGCAGAAGACCAAGCUUUAAGGGAUUGUGGACUUGCAGACCCUGACGCGUUAUAUUGUGUGAGUAAUGUAUAAUUUUAAAACUUAAACAAAUUGUGUAUUUCAAUAGAGGAGGACUUUUUGUUUUUUAAAUGUAGCUCUUUUAGAAAACGAUGAAAAGGAUGAAGAGGAUAUGUCUCUGGAUUCAGGGGAUGAGAUCUCACAAAUAGAAGUAUGCAGCAAUUUUCAUUCAGAAAUAUUGGCAGAAGAAACCAAAGGAUCAUGUGGAACAAAUCAAAAUCAGAAUUUUCAAACUGAGUUGCAGUUGUCUCUUGACAUGCAAAAGAGGUCACUAGAAGAUAAGACGUGUCAGACCGACUCUGAAGAUGCAGCUUCUGUUGAUAUGGUCUGCUCAGAAGAUGGGGACAGCGAUUCAGCAGGGCAGGACUCCUCUGGCAGCAGUCAGGUCCAUCAGAGUCAAUUCAGUAUGUGCCGUCAGGUUAGCCAUUUUAAUGUUGUCACUCAUCAAACAUUUCUGGGCAUACCAUAUGUCCUUUCAUCAACCCAGUCUGAAGAAACUAAUCACUCUUUAUCUGCUUAUGCUCAAAGCGUAGAUGGAGACAAACCCGCGUCUCCACUGAACUGGGGAAAAAAGGAUUUUCCCCAGCUGUACUCAAAAGAGAAAUAAUUAUAGCAACUUUUUUUUAUAUAUACAAAGUAGGUUGUUUUGGAUUUUUUUUUUCUUAAAGGUGAAUUAACAAUUUAUAUUUCAUUCUCAAACACAUUUCCUAUCCUUUUUCAGUUUUUUUUUGUCUUAUUUAAAUCAUGAAUGCCCUUGUAACAGUUGUGAAAAUUUAAAUAAAUAUAUUUUUUAAAGUUUACUUGAAUUAUCUCAUGUUGGCACUUUUAAGUUUUACAUUUGUAUGUCAUGAAUAUUUGGGCUUCAAAUUGAAGCAUAUUUUGUAUGUAAAAUUAGAUGUCCUUUAGGAUGAUAACAGGAGUGGCUUUACUUUUCAUGUCAAAUGAUAAAAACUAUGUUUUUGCUGAAAUGAUCAACUAUUUUGAUUUGAACUUUUGUACAGUGCUUUUAUACAGUUGUAAGGCAGUAACAGACAAUUUUGACUGAUACCUCAAGAUGUAUCUGGCAAUGUAGUUUCAUUUAGAUGAUUAUCUUUAGGCUUAAGGUUAAAAACUGUCAUUAAAACUUUGGUUAACUUUCUCA
Molecule: messenger RNA, 5967 nt
Organism: Ochotona princeps (American pika)
Lineage: Eukaryota; Metazoa; Chordata; Mammalia; Lagomorpha; Ochotonidae
Gene: TASOR
Product: transcription activation suppressor
Exons: 24
Coding region: 141-4682 (1513 amino acids)
Biological process (GO): protein localization to heterochromatin; negative regulation of gene expression, epigenetic
Cellular component (GO): heterochromatin; nucleoplasm
Molecular function (GO): chromatin binding
Source: RefSeq, a predicted model, not a curated record